UUCAGCAUAUCAUGAUGGGUGUCCAGGGUUAGCGGAAGGCGUCAAGGCGCUCAAAAGAGGUUUCAAUUCUUUCGUCUCGUGAUGAUUUAAAAUCAAUGCCAAUCUGGCUUGUCUCUGUCCCUCUUUUUCUGGCUUCCAGAAACCACAGUGAGCUGACAAGUAGAACAAAAUGCUGCCAUUCUUCCUCAAAUAGAGCAUCGACAGGGAACCCGAAUCACCCUAGGUACCAAUGUGAAUCCCACCAGCACAGAUAUCGCUUGUGCCUCAAGACCACUAAUAGUCACACCUACACAGACCAAGGCACAGCACACUGGGCAGCAGCCAGGACUCUCCUAACAUGUUCAUCUCCCUUCCCCCUCCCUUUCCUGUACCCGUAGUCGCCCAGCCCAUCAUCCCACGCCAUCCUCCCCAGCACCCAGCACCCAGCACCCUGUCCGAACGCAAUGCACCAUGCACCAUGUAUGUAUGUACCACGUACACGUAAUACCCAUGCAUGUACAGUACUUACCCCGCACGCCCAUCCCCUGCAUC
Molecule: messenger RNA, 531 nt
Organism: Aspergillus homomorphus CBS 101889
Lineage: Eukaryota; Fungi; Ascomycota; Eurotiomycetes; Eurotiales; Aspergillaceae
Exons: 1
Coding region: 96-377 (93 amino acids)
Source: RefSeq, a predicted model, not a curated record